Centruroides sculpturatus (bark scorpion) is the source of this 1230-nucleotide messenger RNA. RefSeq lists its product as uncharacterized. The record is from RefSeq and is a predicted model, not a curated record. Lineage: Eukaryota; Metazoa; Arthropoda; Arachnida; Scorpiones; Buthidae. The coding region runs from base 104 to 1144 and encodes 346 amino acids. The transcript has 9 exons.
UCAUUUACGCUUUCACUAAGUUGGUUAAUGGAUGUUAUCAGUACAAUUCGUAUUUAAAAUUUAUUGUUGAUUACAUUGUCAUUAAUAAGAAUUAACGUUUGAAAUGAAAUUGUCUAACGAUGAACAGUCUCCAGACGUGGAUUCCAAGUCCGCUACAUCAACAGGUGCUGCUGCAGCAAGCAAAAAAAUUCCAGAUGUUAAAAUGUAUACCUUCUUUCUUUGCGAUCAUUGUCUCGGAGAUCGUCCCAUAAAAACAUCUGAUGAAUACAAAAUUCAAUUGCCUAAAAUAGAAAAUAGAUCUUAUUCUUUAAAAAUUCCUGUUCAUUGUGUGUCUGCAUCAGGCCGUUUCGAUAUUUCAGAGAUGAGAUUUAUCAUUUCCGAAAUAGAAGAAGCAGCAGAGCCAAAAGCAGAAGAAACUUCGUUCGAACCUCCCUAUUAUAAGAGUGCUCACUACUCUCUUAAUAUUCCUAAAAAACUUACGAUGGCAAAAACUUUAAUCUAUCAAUCAAAAAAAUUUGAGGAUGAAACCCUUGAUACGUUUGUUGAUUCAUUAUUUGAUAAGCAGCCCAAAUGGGAACUUCUGAGAGUUCAUCUAAAUCACACGAUUCUAAAAAACACACAAUUUGUGCUAAAUAAUAUUAAUUGGCAGACUCUUCCUUUAACUACAUUCAUUGUGUAUAUAUCCAAUCUGUACAAAUUAGUUUUAUUAGACUUCUCUCUCUGCCGUGAAACAUAUCAAGAAUUUUUAUGCGAAGAAUUUACUAGCGAAUCUGAAGAUAUGGAUAAAAAACUACGUAAAUUCUGUAGUUACGUGACUCUCCUUUCUCGAUGUUUUUCAAAUUUUGAUCGCAAUGAACUGGAUAAUUUUUACUCUUAUUUGAAACUUUGCAUCUUUCUGGUUUAUGCAGGAGAUAAUGAAGUACUGCGUCUGUUCAGAACUUUUCAAAACAAACUGAUCGAAGAUACAUCAUCAUAUUUUGUGAGAAACAUCUCUGAUUUUUACGAAGUUUUCGAUACUAUUAAUGCAGAUAAUCUUUUCAAACUAUUUACUGGACUUAAUGUGUAUGAUCCUUGCGAUGUAUUAGAAGACUAUAUAUUAGAUAGCAGAUUUCCUGAAGAAGACCUUACGAUAACUUCUAAUUAGGAUUUCAACUAAAUCUAAAAAAUAAGCGUUCAACUAAAUCUAAAAAAUUUAUGGUACUGUACUAAUAAAAAAUAUAUUAGUCUGUG